AUGAAAUGUAUUUGUUAUGCAGCAACAGUUAAACGAUCGAAGAAUACAUAUAUCACAUUGUUUCGAGCUUUAAAGGAAGCAACUGAAAAUAUAGGAAUAAAUUUAUCUCCAUCAUAUCAUAUGAUAGAUUUCGAAAUUGCUGCUGCAAGUGCUUCAAAAAAUGUUUUCAAAAAUACGAGAAUAACAUUUUGCCAUUUUCAUUUUGCUCAAGCUAUUUGGAGAAAAUUGAAAAAACAAAAUUUGGUAUCGGAAGUACGUGAAAAAAAUGUUGAAAAAAUUAUUGCUGAUAUAAUUGCUCUACCGAUGGUUCCGAAACAUCUUGUACAUCAACGUCAUUUUGCAACUAAACCUAAUAUAUGGUUAUGGAUUAUGUCGAUAAAAGAUUUUGAUGAAACAACUACCAUAGCGAUCGAACAAGAAGAACAUCAACAGCGUCAAACACGGCCACGGCAUCGAAAAAACAUUCAACGUGAUCAAGAUUUAUUUAAUCUUAAACAAAAACUUGAAAAACAGUGCAUUGAUAUAGAAGAAUAUUGUGUUCAAUUGCGACAUUUUUCUUAUACAUAUAUGAAACAAUUAGAUGAAUAA
Messenger RNA from Rotaria sp. Silwood1, 588 nucleotides. NCBI's taxonomy places the organism in Eukaryota, Metazoa, Rotifera, Eurotatoria, Philodinida, Philodinidae. The record is from the annotation of a GenBank genome assembly.